Molecule: messenger RNA, 502 nt
Organism: Baudoinia panamericana UAMH 10762
Lineage: Eukaryota; Fungi; Ascomycota; Dothideomycetes; Mycosphaerellales; Teratosphaeriaceae
Exons: 1
Coding region: 163-441 (92 amino acids)
Source: RefSeq, a predicted model, not a curated record
UGAGCUUGGAUCGCGAGUGCGUCUUCGCUUGCUGUAGGCUCUCAGGCGCCAUGGACCUCCAAUCAGCUGAUCGUGCCUCGAGACUACUGUGGGCAGUUUGUCGCCUUUGUCCCUGGACCAGCUUAGCGUGUCCUGCGAAAUUUCAGUCGCCUUCGGCCUUGGAUGCCUGAUCGUGCCCCUUGCAGUGACGCCCUACAUUUAAAGCCGCGUCCAGUGAAAUACCGCCCUUUCGACUUGGGUCGUACAUCAUGUCAGUUUCUUGUAUCGCCUGCUGCGGCGACUGUGCCGCGCCCAUCUUCGCUCUCAGAUUCCCUGCCAGAGAAAUUUCGACAAGACCUUGCUUCGGCUCUCACGUCGGACAAGGUGACCGGCGCUACCAGUGAAGAUGCGACCUCAGUCUGCGCAUUGGGACUAACACCGAUCAUCUCAUGCGACGCAUGAGCAAACAGCUUGUUUCUGCGGCAUCGCGGAGUAGCCAUGCUCCAUACUUUCUCAUCCUCGU